AUGUUCAAGAUCAAGGAACUCAAGGGUCGCGAGAUUUUGGACAGCCGUGGCAAUCCCACAGUGGAGGUGGAUCUCGUCACAGAGGGUGGUGUCACAGUCACCGCUGCAGUGCCAAGCGGUGCCUCCACGGGUGUGCACGAGGCCUGCGAACUGCGAGAUGGAGACAAGGGCCGCUACCUGGGCAAAGGCGUUCUGAAGGCUGUCGAGUCUGUGAACACCGUCCUGAACGCAUCCCUGAAGGGCUUUGACGUGUCCAAGCAAAAGGAGCUUGAUGACAAGAUGAUCGAGCUCGAUGGUACUCCCAACAAGAGCAAGCUUGGCGCCAACGCCAUCCUUGGUGUCUCGAUGGCCGCGGCCAAGGCGGCCGCUGUUGCAAAGGGCAUUCCUCUGUACCAGCACUUUGCCGACCUUGCUGGCAACACUCAGAAGCUCACGCUGCCGGUGCCAUGCUUCAACGUCAUCAACGGUGGCUCUCAUGCUGGCAACAAGCUCGCUUUCCAGGAGUACUUCAUCAUUCCCGUGGGCGCAUCCUCCUUCAAGGAUGCCAUGCGAAUCGGUGCGGAAUGCUACCACACCCUGAAGGGCAUCAUCAAGAAGAAGUUCGGUGGUGAUGCCACCCUUAUCGGUGACGAAGGUGGCUUUGCCCCUCCCUGCGAUGCGAAGCAGGGUGUGGAGUUGAUCAUGGAAGCCAUCGAGAAAGCCGGUUACAAGGACAAGUGCAAGAUCGGCAUGGAUGUAGCAGCCUCGGAGUUCAAGCAGGAGGGCGCAGACUGCUACGACCUUGGCACUUGGUAUGCAGAAGCCGAGAAGACCCCGGAACUGAAGAUGUCUGGCACACAGUUGGCCGAUUUCUACGCGGACCUUUGCACAAACUACCCGCUCAUCACCAUCGAGGAUCCCUUUGACCAGGAUGACUGGGCUGCCUGGACCAGCUUCACUGCCAAGGUUGGCGGGCCGACUCAGGUUGUCGGAGAUGACCUGACUGUGACGAACGUCUCUCGUGUGAAGAAGGCCAUUGAUGACAAGGCCUGCAAUGCGCUUCUGCUGAAGGUCAAUCAGAUCGGAACGGUUUCUGAGUCUAUCGAGGCAGUGAAGCUGUGCAAGACCAACGGCUGGGGUGUCAUGUGCUCCCACCGCUCUGGCGAGACCGAGGACACCACCAUCGCAGACUUGGCCGUCGGCCUUUGCACUGGCCAGAUCAAGACCGGUGCCCCAUGCCGAUCUGACCGAAAUGCCAAGUACAACCAGCUCAUGCGCAUUGAGGAGGAACUGGGUGACAAGUGCGCCUACGCAGGUGAGUCGUGGCGAAAGCCGGUUUGGAUGGCAUAA
Molecule: messenger RNA, 1329 nt
Organism: Symbiodinium natans
Lineage: Eukaryota; Dinophyceae; Suessiales; Symbiodiniaceae
Source: the annotation of a GenBank genome assembly